Messenger RNA from Anneissia japonica, 1192 nucleotides. RefSeq names its product neogenin-like. The transcript is spliced from 9 exons. Bases 68 to 1183 code for a protein of 371 amino acids. The record is from RefSeq and is a predicted model, not a curated record. Lineage: Eukaryota; Metazoa; Echinodermata; Crinoidea; Comatulida; Comatulidae.
CAUAUGCAGCAAUGAGGUAAACGUAUUGGUCUGCUGAUAGUGUAGGCGCGCCAUUGUUUCAUUAAUUAUGACUCUGUAUAACACUGAAGCAAAACAUUGUGGGCACCAUUGGAAAAUUUACUUGGUCUGGCUGAUCAACUUGUUUUUACACUUUGGUGUCUUUGCUCAGUCUAGAUCGGUGACAGUAGAUCCUGCUACAGAAAAAUUGGGUGAAAAUGCAUUGAUAACGUAUACAUUCACACUUGAACCAGGAGAAGAUUUGGAUUACUUGGUUUGGUUCAAAUGUGAUGUAGAUGGUGUUAGACAAGGGGAUUCUAUUAUAACUAAUAUAACUGGAAACCCACAACCAAAUGGUAGAUACAGCUUAAGUGAUAAUGGAAGCCUUAUUAUAUCUAACGUUCAAGUAGAGGAUGCAGGCUACUACCUGUGUAGGGUAACUACAACAGCUAACUUUACAGAAGGUUUCUCGAAUUUAACAGUCUACCACCUUGAGACACCAAUACUGGCACCGAAAGAGAAAUAUGUCAAUAGAAACAAAACUACGACAUUUACCUGCCCUUUGCCCAAUGGUGAUCCAACACCUAUCACCACCACAUGGAUCAAAGAUGGCGGUGUACUCGAUGUGUCUGAUAUUGAGAAGUAUCCACAGUCAGAUACAACAUUAGAGAUCAGCAGAGUCAAUGAAAUGGACGAAGGAGACUACCAAUGUCGAACAGAGAAUGCAGCUUACAAUGGAAAUGAAGGAAAGCUAAGUGAUAAAGGAACACUGUCAUUGUUUAGUCUCACUUCUCCAUCAACAUCCAUAGCCAGUUCUUUCACCAUAGUCACAUCAUCAACAUCCGUAUCAAGUAUUGCAGCCACGGUACCACUGAAAUGUUCAGGCUCAGAUGCUGGUCUUCUUGUUGGAAUGACGUUUUUGGGUUUCUUCUUCGGAAUCCUUUUGUCUUUAUCUAUAUUUUGCGUCCUCAGAAAGAUGAGAAAUUCAAAGGCACAGGUAAUUGAAGCAUCAUCCAGAGAUUACGAACUACCGACGGUAUCCGAAGCAACUCCAAGAGAUGGAAAACAUUCAUCGGCUUAUACGGCGUACAAAGGUGAGCCGAUGGCAGAUAAAAAGACGUAUGAAGACCUACAGUGGAAUUAUGACAAUCCAGUUAUGCCAGCUGUCUAUGUAAACGUCAAGUGAAAGGGAGGG